This is a messenger RNA of Porites evermanni, 1707 nucleotides long. The record is from the annotation of a GenBank genome assembly. NCBI's taxonomy places the organism in Eukaryota, Metazoa, Cnidaria, Anthozoa, Scleractinia, Poritidae.
AUGUCUGUUAAUCUUGUGAAACACAAUGGAGGAUGUCACUGUGGAAAAGUUCGGUUCGAGGUGUUAGCUAAACCCGAGCUCAGGGCCUACGACUGCAAGUAAGUAGUCGUGCAUUCUGUAUUUCUGAAAUUUCUCGAAAUCAACAUUCAAUUGAGCAGUACAUCAAACAGUCAGUUCUUAAAAGGGUUUUGUUUAAAAAGGUCUAUUCCAUUUCCUUUUUUUUCGACAGCUGUUCUAUCUGUGUCAAAAAAGGAAUGAAGCCUUUCCUGAUUCCAAAGGAAAAUUUCAAGCUUCUACAGGUACGAAACAAAUUGGUAUCUUUCCCACUAACCCGCGAUUUACUUUUGUUAGAAAAUCAAGCCCGGUCUCCAACUAGGCCACGAAUCAUUAAUAAAAAAUACACAUUUCUGUUAAUUUCUAGAAUCAUCCACAAUUUUAUUGUGUCAGUUAAAUACACAUUGAAAUAGUUCAGAGCGUGCCUUCCACAUAAAAUUAUUAUACCUUCAACAAAAGGGGUGGUGGGGUGGGGUGGGGUGGGGAUGCAGUAGUCUCUGGGGGAAGGGUGCUACAAAGUUACAUAUUUGGAUCAAUUUAGGUUUCUGAGAAACUGUCCACCUACCCCUCCUCUAAGCUAACAUUACCGCUUACUUCUUACUUAGGACAAAAUGAUGGCUUAGGGGAGGGGUAGGUGGGCAGUUUCCCAGAAACCUAAGUUGAUCCCUUUAAUUUUGGAUGCUCACAUUAUUCUAGCUUUGCAUAACUUCAUUUUUGAUCCGUAUUAACUUAAUUAGUAAUUUAUGGAAGAUUGGAUAAAAGUACUGCCCCUAAUAACAUCUCAGAUUCUACUAGUCCAGCCUUUAACCACUCAAAAGCCUCAAAAANUAAUAAAAAAUACACAUUUCUGUUAAUUUCUAGAAUCAUCCACAAUUUUAUUGUGUCAGUUAAAUACACAUUGAAAUAGUUCAGAGCGUGCCUUCCACAUAAAAUUAUUAUACCUUCAACAAAAGGGGUGGUGGGGUGGGGUGGGGUGGGGAUGCAGUAGUCUCUGGGGGAAGGGUGCUACAAAGUUACAUAUUUGGAUCAAUUUAGGUUUCUGAGAAACUGUCCACCUACCCCUCCUCUAAGCUAACAUUACCGCUUACUUCUUACUUAGGACAAAAUGAUGGCUUAGGGGAGGGGUAGGUGGGCAGUUUCCCAGAAACCUAAGUUGAUCCCUUUAAUUUUGGAUGCUCACAUUAUUCUAGCUUUGCAUAACUUCAUUUUUGAUCCGUAUUAACUUAAUUAGUAAUUUAUGGAAGAUUGGAUAAAAGUACUGCCCCUAAUAACAUCUCAGAUUCUACUAGUCCAGCCUUUAACCACUCAAAAGCCUCAAAAAUUUUUUAUUAGGGAGGGAAGAGGACAGAUCUGUCAACUGAUCAAUAGAAAAAUUUCUCUUUUACUUUCUUUUUUUAGGGCAAGGACAAUCUGUCUUGUUACACAUACAACACUCACCAAGCCAAACACUUUUUUUGCAAAACCUGUGGGAUCCAUUCUUUCUACACUCCUCGCACCUCCCCUGAUGCAUGUGGCAUUUCACCAUAUUGUUUAGAUGAAGGAACUGUGACCAAAAUGGAUAUUAUCCCUUGUGAUGCCAAAAACUGGGAAAAGUGGCAGCAGUAUCUGAAGGAGAAUCCUAAAGCAGCUGACUGCACAGAAAACACCUCUUAG